CCCCAUAUACUGCCGGAUGGAUUUGCCCAGUUUGGUGUGGCUGCCAAUCUGGACUUUAGUGAAGUCGUGAAGUAAGUGUUGUUUUCUAAUGUUGCCUAAUAUGAGAAUUUUUCUUUUUGGUUCUCUAUAACCCCUUGUUUCGUGAAUAAAUGCUGCUCUGUCCUUUUAAAUUGAAUCCGACAUCGCCACCUUGUGGCUAUUUUUUUAAAUUCUCCAUUUUAAAUCUGAGUUCCUGAAUGCGGCACAGAGGGUGGUUCAGGAAGCAAAACAUCUAAAACCGAAAGCAGAUAUAGCUGCAAGAGGUGGAAGUAAUUGUCUACUUCCUUUUGACGUUACACAGGCUGCGAAAACAAAUAUCUACCUUCCCUGCAGGUGUUUGCCCAUUGUUCCCUAGAAUGGCCACUCCAAAACCGCGCAUCAUCCCCUGGCUCAUUGAACAGGUUGGCAGGCCGGAAUACCCAGGUCUUGUGUGGUUGAACUCUAAGCGGACAAGAUUUCAGAUCCCCUGGAAACAUGGACGUAGACAAGACUGGACCAGGGAGGAUAUCAAAAUCUUUGAGGCUUGGGCUGUUGCCAGUGGUAUUUACAACCCCAGUAAGGAUAGAGCUGAUCCAAAGAAGUGGAAAAGAAAUCUUCGUUCAGCGCUUAUUCAAAAGGAGGGCAUAAGAAUGGUCGAGAGCCACAGUUCUGACAGUGCCAAUCCUUGCAAAAUCUAUGAGAUCUCAAAUGCUGCUUAUGGAAAUGAUGCAGCUUCAGAACAAAGUCUGGUGAGUGGGUUUAACCCACAAUUCCAGAAACUCAACCUUGGCAAUCCACCCUGCAAUGUAUACAACAGUACUGUGGCUCAGCUACCUCCCGGAAAUUCGAUGAAUCUAGAACUUUCUCAAGGAGAAGCUGCUCUUGUGCAGGAAUUAGAAAAUGUGCAACAAAUCACACCAGCUGAUUUCAUCCCCAAUGCAUUUGAGCCAUAUGUUCCGCACAUUCCAGUACAAGAACCUGAAAGUGUGGAUCAAAUACUGUACGGAAUGUUAACCAACAACACAUUGGAAACCCAAUAUGAUGUUAACAUUUAUUAUCGAGGAACCUUAGUCAAAAAUACCUUAGUAAAGAACCCUCGUGGAUUCUGUAUCACUUCAAGAAAACAACCAAAUCCAGCAAACUACCUGGAAGAUGUGAUUUUACCAAUACCUCAUAAUGUUCUUGACUCUGAAGUUGCAAGUUCUAUAACCAAACUGCUGGAGAACCUGGAAGACGGUACAUUGGUUGAGGAGAGAGAUGGGUCGGUUUGUGGAAAGAGGCAAGGCAAAUGUAAAAGCUACUGGACCUUGGCCCAAUUCCCGAACACAAAUUGUCCAAAUGAAAUCAGCAAAUCGGACUACACGGUUUUCUUCACUAUGCAGACGUUUAUAAGAGAAUUGAUUCAGUUCACAGAAGGAACGAGGAGGGAAUCUCCCCAAUACACAGUCUGGAUUUGCCUCGGACAACAGUGGCCACAUAACAGGCCGUGGAAGGAGAACCUUGUUAUGGUCGAAGUCACCUCCGUGCCAAUGAAGUUGCUUCAUGAGUUGAGCUAUGCGGGCGGUGCAACCUCACUACGGAGCGAUGAACUCAAACUGGAAAUAUCAAAGUCACUCUCUAUAUCAUCUUCUGUGGACAUGCUGGCUGUACUGAAAGAAUUGGAGGAAAUGAUGGACUCAGACGAUGCUGAACAAAUCAAUCUGAAUGACGUCGACCCCCAAUUUCAGCAACUCAGCCUUGGUAAUCUGCCUAGCAAUGUACACAACACUACUGUGGUUCAACAUCCUCCUGGCAAUCCACUAGAACUUUCACAAGGAGAGCCAUUUGUUCCAGACAUUCCAGCACAAGAACCUGAAAAUGUGGAUCCAAUACUAUACGGAAUGUUAACCAACAACGCAUUGGAAACCCAAUAUGAUGUUAACAUUUAUUAUCGAGGAACCCUAGUUAAAAAUACCUUGGUAAAGAAUACCCAUGGAUUCUGUAUCACUUCAAGACAACAAACAAAUCCAGAAAACUAUCUAGAAGAUGUGAUUUUACCAAUACCUUAUAAUGUUGCUGACUCUGGAGUGGCAAGUUCCAUAACCGAACUGCUGGAGAACCUGGAAGAUGGUACAUUGGUUGAGAAGAGAGAUGAGUCAAUUUGUGGAAAGAGGAAAGGCAAGUGUAAAAGCUACUGGAGCUUGACCGAAUUCCCAAACACAAGUCGUCCAAAUGAAAUCAGCAAAUCUGGUUACACGGUCUUCUACACUAUGCAGCAGUUUAUAAGAGAAUUGAUUCAGUUCACAGAAGGAACGAGGAGGGAAUCUCCCCAAUACACAAUCUGGAUUUGCCUGGGACAAGAGUGGCCACAUGACAGGCCGUGGAAGGAGAAUUUUAUUAUGGUCAAAGUCACCUCCGUGUCAAUGAAGAUGCUUCACGAGUUGAGUUACUGUGGAGGUGCAAGCUCACUACGAAGCGAUGAACUCAACCUGGAAAUAUCAAAGUCACUGUCCAUAUCAUGUCCUGGGGACCUUCUGCCUCUACUGAAAGAAUGGGAGGGAAGGAUGAACUCUAAAUAGAUUUUAUUAACACACUUUUUCUAGGUACUCAUAUUAUCUUCAAAUCUUCAGUGGCGUUAUAAAAGAUUAGUACAAGCGAUUUAUAUGUGCAUUCGAUCCAUUGUAAACUCUAAGAUUUCUUCUCUCUUAAGUGGUUAGAAAUUCCAAAAUGCUUAACCAAUGUAUCUCAAAAUUAUGGGUCUAUUCACCAAAGAGUAAGUUAGAUCAGCGUAGCUCCCAUCUGUCCAGAAGUCACUAGAACAGUCUCAAUUUGUACUCCCUGUUGUGUCAUCUUUGGUUUGUGGUCUGAUAUUUUGCAUGUGUGGAAAGUAAAGAAAUUCCCCCAAAAGUGUAGAAUAAUUGGGACUUUAAACCCAUUCCGUGUGCUUUUAAACAUGUCCUGAUCAGAUAGCUUGUAGCAUAGUGUGCACACUAAAGAUAAAAACAAAUACACAAUACAACAAUAGAAGGUCCAUGUCUCUCCCCGGCUGUUCAAAAUACAAAGAGUGGAAGAGAGCGCAAGUAUAUGUAAAUUAGUCAAAAUAGAAGGUUUGCAUCUAUAAAAUAAAAUAUCAAUUAAAAAGUUAUUAAAACCCUUCCAUGCAUGUAAUAUGGCAAGGGAAUGAAUGGCAGCAAAUAUUAGGUCAUAUAAAAAGAAAUGGCACAAUUCAGCUGACGCAAUAUUAAAGUUAGGUGAUAUAGCAAGUAUAUUUAGAGCAAAGCUGUAUGGAACUACUUGUCAUCUGUACAGAACAAUUAUGGAAUGCAUGGGGUCUCAGACGGAACAUAUAUUGUCCAGAACUUCUAAGAUCUGGUACCAUUCUAUCUUCCUCUUGAUGAGCCAAACCUCUCUCGUCUUUACUCACCUUCUUCUUUCUCUCUUUACUUUCCUGUUCGGUACUCUUCUUUUCUCCUAGAAGGGGUAUUCCCAAAUAGCAGUUUAAAUACUUAGAGAGUAGAUGACAAACAGCUUAAUGUCUUAUCACAUGAUAGUUGAUGUUGUGUUAUUGUUUUAUGUAAACCGUUAACUCAUACACAGUAUUCCACAAUGGAAAUUUAGGUGGAUAUGUAACCCAAUUUCACCAGGUGAUGGCAAGCACACUCAUAAAAUCUAUUUCUUCUGCCAAUCCCUGUACCACAAGUUGACCAUCUCUGGGUAUGUAUUAAUGUGAGAAUGUAUUGUUUCACCAUAAUUAUACAGAAAAAGGAUUCUGAUCCAAGAGUCCCAGAAUAAUGGGGGACUGGUGGAUCAGUACCAAAAAAUGCCCUAUGUUACUCUCCCCCUGAGAUUGGGGGAUAACCCACGAUAAGCUGAAUGUAUGAGAAUGGACUGGGAGGUCCUAAAUGGGAGAGUUAACAAUAAUUCCCCUUACCCUUCCCCACUUUUAUUGUUAAC
Messenger RNA from Pelobates fuscus (common spadefoot toad), 3951 nucleotides. RefSeq names its product interferon regulatory factor 3-like. The record is from RefSeq and is a predicted model, not a curated record. The coding region runs from base 396 to 2576 and encodes 726 amino acids. Lineage: Eukaryota; Metazoa; Chordata; Amphibia; Anura; Pelobatidae. Gene Ontology annotation, biological process: immune system process; regulation of transcription by RNA polymerase II. Gene Ontology annotation, cellular component: nucleus. Gene Ontology annotation, molecular function: protein binding; DNA-binding transcription factor activity, RNA polymerase II-specific; RNA polymerase II cis-regulatory region sequence-specific DNA binding. The transcript is spliced from 16 exons.